AAUAAUACACUAGGCUGGCUGCAAGCGGAUCAUGUCACAAAUUGAUCAUAAUGGGAAUGGGAAUGGGAACCGAAAUGACAGCUCUGCGGAAUUAUACUUGAUAAAUACAAAUCAAGUGUAUAAACGAACUCAUCCAUCACCAUUAGAUAAUUUAUUAUCAAUGUAUGGAUUGGAACCAAUAGCGAAAUCAUUGGCGCGCUCAAACCCCGAUGGAUCCAAGGGAGUAAAGUUGAGAAAAUCAUAUAAAAAUCAUAUACUGGAUUUACCAGGUAAACAUCAAAUAGCGCCUGGGAAACAAAUUCCUGGUAGUAUAUUAGAUCCAACAAUAUCACAAGCUCCAGAUAUAAUACGAGAGUUGGAUCCUGAACUUUUAAGUCGAGCUUUAAAGUUUGAAAAAACUUCAAUAAAUGGUAUUGCUGGUUUCAAUACGGCGGAUUUAGCUAUCAAUGAUCAAAAUAAUUUAAUGAGAGGUGAUGAUAUGUCUGAAAAUGAUGAAUAUGGUUCUAAAAAGGGCAAGAGAAAGAAGAAGGUGCAAGCCAAUGGUGGUGAUAUAAAGAGGCCCCAUAUAUAAUACGCAUGAACAUAAACAUGAACAUAGUUAUUAAUAAAAUCUAUAGGAAUUACCCAUACAUAGAGCCUAUAGGCUGUAAUAUAUUAUACGAUAAUUAAUAAUACAAUUAUUAGAGAAUUAGAAUAUAACUCUAUA
Molecule: messenger RNA, 706 nt
Organism: Scheffersomyces amazonensis
Lineage: Eukaryota; Fungi; Ascomycota; Pichiomycetes; Serinales; Debaryomycetaceae
Gene: MED19
Product: Med19p
Exons: 2
Coding region: 32-571 (179 amino acids)
Biological process (GO): regulation of transcription by RNA polymerase II
Cellular component (GO): core mediator complex; mediator complex
Molecular function (GO): transcription coregulator activity
Source: RefSeq, a predicted model, not a curated record